AUGAGUAGAAAUCGUGCAAAGUUUUCACCAAGCGAAAUACGAUUUUCGCAUGACGUUAUCAGCUAUAGGUUCACAGAUGGCACUCUGAUUCAAAGUACGCUUGAGCAAUUGAUAACUGGAGCUAUUACCAUCGAUGACAUACCCAAAAUAAAAAUUGUUAAAAGGGACGGUCUAAAAUUUUCAGUGAACAAUCGGCGCCUGUGGGUAUUUCAAAGGUAUGAAGAGUUCCUCAGAAGUGGUGGGGAAACCUUAGCUAUUCCAGUAACAUAUGGAGCACACAAAAACUUGAAGGAUUACAAACUGACCACUCGCAACGAGGGUAUUACUGUAAGAAUUGGACGUCGUCAAAUGACGGACAACACAAUUCGUCUGAGAAUAUCGGAUAUUCGUUACUCGAGAGAUGCAAUAUAUUUCAAAGAUAGGAAAGAUGGAUCACUGAAUGAUAUAUUAGAGAAUCUUGAAAACGGUAUCUAUACAAUAGACACUCUACCAAAGGUAACUGUUGUACAGAGAAAGGAUUUUUUCUAUGCCAUAGAUAAUGAAAGAGUGCUUUGGGCUAUUAAGCGAUAUUCUGAGAAGCAAGCUGAGGACAUGACUCUGACAUGUAAUCUUGGAAAAUAUUCAGAUUUAGGACCGACUUUGUUCACAACAAAAACGAAUGGAUUAUCUAUACGUGUUCUGUCAGGCUAUCCAGAGAAAAAGAGAAAAAUAAAGCAGGAAAAAUGCAUGCAAUAUUCUCUUUUUGAUGAAGAUGCAUUUUAGUGAAUGGAACGACAGUAGUUUGUUUGACUAAAUAUCCAUAAUAUUCCACUCCCUCAUUGUAUCACUUGGUAACAUAAUACUAGAGAUGUACAAGCAUAGACUGAUGUGAAAAUUGAUAACGGAUUAACAAAAAGGGGAGUUUCUAAAAAGUGUUGUAUUACUAAUUUAGGUCAUAUGAACUUGAAACAUUUUAUUUCGUUUUUCACAUGCUUAAUUUUUUAUUCCGAUGGUUUUUGUUGCCUGUUUCGCAGACCUAGGAGGAAUAUAAUGUCUUUACUGUCCCUCUGUCUGCCGUUCCGUCUAUCUGGUGAAAUAUUCUUUACCUUGACCCCUUUGUUUUGUGAAAAAAAAACGUAUGUAGUAUGUUGUGUAUU
This is a messenger RNA of Mercenaria mercenaria, 1136 nucleotides long. RefSeq lists its product as uncharacterized. The record is from RefSeq and is a predicted model, not a curated record. Bases 1 to 762 code for a protein of 253 amino acids. NCBI's taxonomy places the organism in Eukaryota, Metazoa, Mollusca, Bivalvia, Venerida, Veneridae. The transcript has a single exon.